AUUGGAAUCAGGCUUAUAUGACACGCAACCCCGGUUACACAAUUAUAAUCAACUGGCUAAAAACGCGAACCUUAAAUUACGGGAAAUUCAAGAUUAAAGGAGGAAACUGAUGCCAAAACCAAGGUAAAUAAUUUGCAAAGACAAAGCUGAACAUCGUUACAUUGGCCAUACUAUCUCUGCUCCAGUCUAUACGGGUAAACCGCAAGCAAGAUGGGAGAAGAAGAGGAUGGUUACGUCAUAAGAGCCAGGGGUCUGCCCUGGAGCACCACCGCAGAGGAGGUGAUGGAUUUCUUUGAAGAUUGCAACAUCCUUGGUGCGCCAGACAGCAUCAAGUUCAUCUUCAACAGUUCCGGAAGACCUUCAGGAGAGUGCUUUGUGGAGUUUGACUCUGAAGGUGACUUUCAGCAGGCAAUGAAGAAAGACAAGAACUAUUUACAGAAGAGAUACAUAGAGCUAUUCAAAUCUAAGAGAAGUGAAAUGGAAUGGGUCACAAAUCGCAACAGUGGCGGAGCAGACGGAGGCGAGGGUCUAGUCAAACUUAGAGGGCUUCCUUUCAGCUGUUCAAAGGAAGAGAUCGCAGAGUUCUUCAGCGGGUUGACGAUUCAAGCGAAUGGGAUUACACUGCCUUCGGACAACGAUGGGCGCAGGACGGGAGAAGCCUUUGUGCUGUUUGCAUCAAAGGAAAUCGCUGAAAAGGCUUUAAAGAAACACAAGUCACAUAUGGGGCACAGGUACAUCGAAGUCUUCAAAAGUUUCCCAGAUGAGCUUCGGAGAGCUACCAACCCCACCCGAGGCGGGCGGGGCGGCAUGAACCGACCUGGCCCCUAUGACAGAUACUCCGGUGGUCGAGGUGAUGGCUUCUCUCGUGGUGGUCGGGGAAGGAACUCUGGCUUUGAGAGGCGAUACGGGGGCGGCGGUGGAGGCUAUGACGAUGAGUUCAACUAUGGGUUCGGAGGCUACGGCGGCGGCAGCGAGGGUGGAUACGGAGGAGGAGGAGGAGGAGGGUUUGGAGGAGGAAGGAGUGGUCGAGGAGGGGGAGGAGGGGGAGGAGGAUGGGGUGGAAACCCCCAACCCCUGUUCCCAAGAGGCAGAGGUGAUUACAGACGAGGCGGAAGAGGAGGGGGAGGAGGUGGCAGAGGAGGUGACAUGGGAGGAGGUGGAGAUUUUAUAUCUGAUACGGGCUAUUCAGUUCACAUGAGGGGGUUACCAUUCAGCGUCACAGAGCAAGAUAUCAAAGAGUUCUUCCAUGGAAGUGCCACGCCCUCCAACGUCGUCAUCCAUGAUAUCAACGGCAAACGCAACGGUUUCGCCGCCGUCGACUUCCGAACUCACGACGAGGCCAAGGCAGCCAUGAAGAAGGAUAAGAACAACAUCGGCAGCCGCUACAUCGAGCUAUUCCUUCAUUCCAGUGAAGAAGAGGGAGGAGGAGGAGGAGGUGGUGGUGGUGGAAGAGGUUUCGGCUCCUCUGGAGGCGGGAGCGGCGGUGGUUACUCAGGUGGUUACAGUGGAAGGGGUCGUGGCGGUGGUGGUAGUAGUGGAGGUGGGGGCUACAGGGAUUCCCAGAUGGGUGGUUACAGCGGCGGUGGUGGUGGAAGUGGUGGUUAUGGUGGUGGCGGCGGAGGUAGUGGAGGCUUCUACGGUUCAGGUGGCGGAGGAGGUGGUGGCAACAGCUAUGGUGGGGGCUAUUAGGACCCUGCCACACCCGAUCUCAUGCUCCCAGCAACAUCACUUUCACAUCUGUACCCCAUACAUGUAUUAUUUAAUGGGGCACCGAAUUCUCUGUGUUUAAUGCAACUUCUGUAGUUAAUUUACCCAUCCACACUGUUAGGUUCCGUGCUGUAGAUGAUCUUGCAGUAGACAUUAUAUCAUGUUGUAAUUUGAAUAUGUGUUGAUAUAAGAUGCGGUAUAUUCAACACAUACAUAAACAUUUAAACUUAGGAAACCCUGCAAAAAUAUAUUUGGAUUCAUGUUAUUAGCUGUCCAACAUAUCAGCAUAGAUAUCGCCUUCACUCCUUUUGUAACUUUAUUUUUCCCUUUUUAAAAAAAAUAGCUUUUAUAGGAUUCAUAGGCUGCAAGUAAGAAUAUUCGCUCAUUAUUAAUAUGCUUAUAACAAUUAUGUUCUAGCAGUUUUUACUGGCAUUCUUUACUAGUAAGUUUGUAAUUUCAAAUUAUGUAAUUGUUAAUAAUCUUACCAGUGAAACAUGUUAAGAAAUUCGAAAGUAAAUGACUCAUAGAAGAAAGGAGAGAGAGAGUAGACUCAGAAAUUUUGCUAAAUCCUUUGAAAUUCAAAAAAUUUUCUUUUUAAUUCUAAAAUUAAUGCGUAUAUUGACUGUCUGGCCAAAGAGGUUUUUGGUUGUUUUUAACCAUGUACAGAAUAUUUUAUUUGUUUUUCUAACGUCUAGUCAUUUCAUAUCUAUAAUUUAUUUAACGUGCAUUCACUCCAGUGCCACAUGAUCCAAGAUCCACCCUUAAAAAUAUCCUGCAGUUUAGAGAGAUAUUAUGCGCAUGUAUGUAUGCAUGUAUUCAUUCAAUAUUUUGGACAGAUGAUUCAUAACAUUAUAAAACCCAAGUAUUAAUUCUGAUGCUGUACUUUGAGCAAAUAAGUGAUGAAGGGAGAUAAGUUUUUGACCGUGUCAAGAAUAGUUUGUAAAUAUUUCUGCCUUUGAAUGAAUGUAUUCUGACUCUCAUUCUAUGAAUGCAUCUUUAGAUGACUUGUUUAAAGGUUGUUUUGGGGAUGUGUAUUCUAAUUUGCAUGGAGAUCAUGUUGUCCUUAAUAUUUUCAUGUACAUAUAUUAUAUGUCAUUUGAAAUUGUUGACUUGUGUCUCGUUUUGUAUCGUUUUAAUUUUGAUAAAGUUGUGUUAUCGUUGUCAUUUACAUCAGAAAAAUUAAUGGUGAUAGUAUGCAUAUUUGAUCAUUUAGUUUACUUAUAAUGGACAUGUAAUCUAACGAUAUUAACUAUAAGUUGCACAAACAACAUCGAUUCAAAUUGCCAAUGAGCUGUACAAAAUUAUUGUCACUAUUAUAUCUGUGAUCUGUAAUAUAUGAUCACUAAUUUGAGAGUUUGAGAUGAAAUAGUUGAUAGAUUGGUAUAUCACAUAUCGCGUUUAACCUGCCUAAGAGUAGGAAUGCUGGGAAAUAAUACUGUCAAAUUGUUACGCUAAGUUUGGAAUGUCACAAUUUUACAGUUAAAAUUAAACUUUGUUCAUAUUCCUGUUCAAUUAACAGUGUAUUCUCAAUCACCAUUAUGUUCCCAAAGAUAAAAGUAGUUAUGGACAGAUUUUCAAAAGCUUUAAAAUAUAUGGGCCAUGUACAGUAUGUAUGUUUGAGAGUAUGUUAUAUCCUUCUGUAAGGUAUCAACUGAACUACCUUAUUGAAAGUCAAAUGUUCUAGCUAUCUUUUACUGUAUAUUCAUAUGUACCAGUACAGUUCAUAUACAUGCAUCGUUAGUUCUGUUUCUACAUCGAAUCCAAGCAGCUUUGCUAUGAAACACAGUCCACCGUCAUGUGCAUUUUUUCUCAAUAGCAACAUUUGCAGGUUAAUACAGACCAUUUUGUUGCAUGCCUACGGCAACAAGAAGUGGCAUUUUGCCAAAUUGGCUGUAAAACUGUUUCACUCUUAUUACAUUUCGAUUGGGGCCAAGUGAUACCAGUAAUUUGGAAAGUGCUGUGAUAAUUGUAAGCCACGAUUGUGAUCAGAUACACCUACAUGUGUUUCUUUCCAUUGUGAUGACAUGUGCUACAACAGUCCGUGUUGUUCCCAGCUUCUUUGUAGAUGCAACUGUCUGUUUUUUCUAAAUAAACGCUCAGCCUUCAGACUGAA
This is a messenger RNA of Strongylocentrotus purpuratus (purple sea urchin), 3820 nucleotides long. Its product is annotated as heterogeneous nuclear ribonucleoprotein H. Lineage: Eukaryota; Metazoa; Echinodermata; Echinoidea; Camarodonta; Strongylocentrotidae. Gene Ontology annotation, cellular component: ribonucleoprotein complex. The record is from RefSeq and is a predicted model, not a curated record. Gene Ontology annotation, molecular function: RNA binding. The transcript has 11 exons. Bases 211 to 1689 code for a protein of 492 amino acids.